UUCCCAACAGCUAAUAAUAAAAAUAAAUUAAUAAAAAACAGUGUUAAAAAAAUCCAAUUAAUAAAUAGAAUAUAUAUAUAUAUAUAUAUGUAUAAAAAAAAAACAAAAAAGGAAAAAACGGCUACAGGACAAAAGAGUAACACCUAACGAACAGAACAAAAGCCGCAUAUCUUUCUUUUCCCCUCUCUUUCUUGACAUCGGCAGUUGCCACCUUGCCUCUGUUUUACCUGCCCUGCCCCGUCCAGUUCACAUAGCUAAAAUAUUCAAAACCACCCUCCUUUAAAUUCAGCUCCUUCUGCUUUUAUUAACAGCCUCUCGCCUUCUCUGCGUUCCUCUCUAUCUCUUUCCUAUGCACGCAACUCUGGAAAUGAAGGGAUUAAAUACUUUCAUUAAUAACCAUGGCCAACUUCUCUUCAUUUCCUUUUGUAUAUUCUUUGCCGGUUGUUCCAGUCUCAAGUUGGGAGAGACCUGUUCGCUAAAUAAUAAUGACUGCGACGCCGGAUUGAAAUGUGAAACUUGUUCUUUCAAUGGAAAUACCCGACCCAGAUGCACCCGGAUCCAGCCUUUGCCCCCAACAUCAAAGGUUAAUGGUCUGGCUUUCAACAAAUAUUCAUGGCUAACAACCCACAAUUCUUUUGCUAUCAUGAACGCUAAAUCAGAGACGGGUUCAGUUAUUCUAUCUCCUAAAAAUCAGGAGGAUUCUAUUACCAGUCAACUUAACAAUGGGGUUCGAGGGCUUAUGUUAGAUAUGUAUGACUUUGAGAAUGACAUCUGGCUAUGUCACUCUUUUGGUGGCAAAUGUUACAACUACACAGCAUUUCAACCUGCCAUCAAUGUGUUAAAAGAGAUUGAGUCCUUUUUGGCUAAAAACCCAUCAGAGAUUGUCACCAUUUUUAUCGAGGAUUAUGUGACAUCACCCCAAGGCCUGAACAAGGUUUUUAAUGCAUCUGGGCUCAACAAAUACUGGUUCCCUGUAUCGAAGAUGCCAAAGAGUGGUGAAGAUUGGCCAACAGUGGAUACCAUGGUCCAGCAGAAUGAGAGAUUGGUGGUAUUCACCUCCAAGUCAGAUAAAGAGGCCACUGAGGGAAUUGCUUAUAAUUGGAAAUAUGUUGUAGAAAAUCAAUAUGGGGAUAAUGGAAUGAAAGCAGGUUCUUGCCCAAGUAGGGCUGAAUCAUCUCCCAUGGACACAGCAACAAGAUCAUUGAUUCUUCAGAACUACUUUCCAACUAAUCCCAAUUUAACAAAAGUUUGCUUGGACAAUUCAGCUCCAUUGAUUAGCAUGACCAACUCUUGCUAUAUAGCAGCUGGCAAACGAUGGCCAAAUUUCAUUGCUGUUGAUUUUUAUCAGAUGAGUGAUGGUGGAGGUGCACCAGAAGCUCUAGAUAUAGUGAAUGGUCACCUAACUUGUGGAUGUGAUAAUAUUGCCUAUUGCAAGGCAAAUGCCACACUCGGUACAUGCGACAAGCCGGCAAUUGCCCCUCCUCCACCUGCUGCUGCCACUGGAAACUCACAAGCUCCCUCUCCUCCUACUUCUACUCCUGCCAAUGCCGCUUAUAUCGAUACCAGACCGGUACAAUUGUUAUCGGGGACAGUUUUGACCGCAGUGCUGUUAUUAUGGAUGUGAUUAUGGCCAUAAGCCUGUUUACCCUUUAUAUCAGAGUCACGUCAUAAUAUUCUAGAGAUGAAUUGCGGCUUGUUCAUGUCCUCACUUGAGGAAUUUGGUACAUAGGAGAAUGAUUUGUAUUCAUGUUCUCUGAUUUGUGGAUCGCCAUUACAUAUGCAAUUUUUUUUUUCUUUUUUUGGUUUCAUGGGUUUGAAAACCUUGUUAACUUUAGUCUUGUAUACAGUACAACCAUGCUGAACCCCAUUUGCUA
Ricinus communis (castor bean) is the source of this 1874-nucleotide messenger RNA. Its product is annotated as PI-PLC X domain-containing protein At5g67130. Gene Ontology annotation, biological process: lipid metabolic process. Lineage: Eukaryota; Viridiplantae; Streptophyta; Magnoliopsida; Malpighiales; Euphorbiaceae. Bases 350 to 1624 code for a protein of 424 amino acids. The record is from RefSeq and is a predicted model, not a curated record. The transcript has 9 exons. Gene Ontology annotation, molecular function: phosphoric diester hydrolase activity.